AUGUACAAGGCGUGCGGGCCGAUGGGCUUCUGCAGCAUGUCGGGCAUCGCCGCGGCGGUCGACGCCGCCGUCAAAGAUGGCGUCGACAUCCUGUCCUUGUCCCUUGGGAGCCAGGACCACGACUUCUACAAGGAACCCAUGUCCAUCGCCUUGUUUGGGGCCGUGCGGGCGGGCGUCUUCGUCGCCUGCUCAGCCGGCAACUCUGGCCCGGAAGCAUCCUCGCUGAGCAACGUGGCGCCGUGGAUCACGACGGUCGGCGCUGCCACCAUGGACCGGGUGUUCCCGGCGAGCGUCACGCUCGGGAACGGCCAGGUUCUAACUGGGCAAUCUCUCUACGCCGUCACGGCCAACCGAACAGACUUCAUCCGGCUGUUGCCCAGCGCCUGCACAGACAAGGACCUGGUGCCGGACAGGAUUAUGGGCAAGAUCGUCGUGUGCGCUGGCGAUUUGGGCGCUGAUGCAUCACUCGGCGCUGCGGCGUUCACCCUUCCUGCUGUCAGCCUCGGCGCCCGCGAAGCCGACAAGCUGGCGGCGUACGUCCGCUCGGAGCCUUACCCGGUGGCAUCGUUCCGCUUCACCUGCCGCACGGUCAUCGGCGAGAACCCGGCGCCGAUGGUGUCGUCCUUCUCGUCGCGGGGCCCCAACCACGUCACCCGCGAGAUCCUCAAGCCGGACGUGAUCGCGCCAGGCACCAACAUCCUCGCCGCCUGGCCCGGCGAGUCGCCCCUGACGUACGCCGAGGAGGACCCGAGGCGCGCACGCUUCAACAUCCAGUCAGGCACCUCCAUGUCGUGCCCGCACGUCGCCAGCGCCGCGGCUCUGCUGAAGCACAGGCACCCCGGCUGGACACCGGCCAUGAUCCGGUCGGCGCUGAUGACAACCGCGACAACGCUCGACAACCACGGCAGGCCCAUCGCGGACAACGGCCGCAGAGGUGGCGCCAGCGAUGGCGCGACGCCGUUGGCGGCCGGAGCCGGCCUCGUCCGUCCGCAGCAGGCGCUCGACCCGGGCCUGGUCUACGACGUCGCGGAGCGGGACUACGUCGACUUCCUGUGCACGCUCAACUACACCGCGGCGCAGGUCCGGAUGUUCGUGCCGGGCUUCGCCGGCUGCACGAGGACGCUCCCCGGCGGCAUAGGCGGCCUCAACUACCCGUCGUUCGUCGCGGACCUGAGCAACGGCACCGACAUCCGCGUGCUGUCGCGCACCGUGACCAAAGUUUCGGAGGGUCCCGAGACCUACGCCGUGAAGGUGGUGGCGCCGCGCCAGCUCGUGGAGGUGACCGUGACGCCGGCUACGCUGGAGUUCGGCGGCGAGCCGUACGAAAAGAAGAGCUACACCGUCUUGUUCAGGAACAAGUACAGGACGCCGAGCGCACCUGGCGCGGCGGGGAUGGCGCUGUUCGGCCAGAUCGUGUGGGAGAACGACGUGCAUACGGUGAGGAGCCCCGUUGUGUUCAUGUGGAACAGACGUGAUCAGUGA
This is a messenger RNA of Miscanthus lutarioriparius, 1482 nucleotides long. The record is from the annotation of a GenBank genome assembly. NCBI's taxonomy places the organism in Eukaryota, Viridiplantae, Streptophyta, Magnoliopsida, Poales, Poaceae.